GCGCCUGCAAAUGCAUUUUCCUUUUCCCUCACACAAUUAAACAAAGCGGAAUAUAAGAAGAAAAAAAAGAGAACAGAAGAAGUAGCGCGUGCUUGAAAUUUGCAGCAGCUGCUUCGUCGCCAUAGUUGCUUCCUUCCAGCUCUUCUUCUUCUUCUCCAAGUGAUCACCAUCAUCAGAAACCCUAGAAUUCAGCUCCUCUGGAAAUCCGCCUGGUCACUUGAAGGCAAAUAGCUAUGUGAAUUUUUUUUUUUUUUGGGAGGGAGGGGAAGUUACUGCUGGUUACCAGAGAAGAGACGCAAUGAAGUGUAGCUGCUUCCGUGCCUCCGCGGUUGGUCGGAAGGACGGCGCUGCCUCAACCUCCGCCGCAGCAUGGGCUCAUCACGGCGUUGAUGGCGAUCUGCUUCGCGAUGUUAACCAUAUUGCUUAUAAUACGCUGCGAUCAGCAACGGAAGAUUUCGAUCUCAGGAAGAAGAUCGGGAGAGGAGGUUUUGGUACAGUUUACAAGGGAACCCUGAAAGAUGGAAGGGAAAUUGCUGUGAAGGCACUCUCUGUCCAUUCAAAGCAAGGGGUGAGGGAGUUCUUGAACGAGAUCAGGGCGAUGGCGAAAGUUAAGCAUCCAAACCUUGUGGAGUUGAUAGGUUGCUGUGCACAAGGAGCUAACCGGAUGCUAGUCUACGAAUUCGUGGAGAACAAUAGUCUUGAUCAUUGUUUGUUAGGUUCAAGGAAUUCAAACAUAAGGCUAGAUUGGGGGAGAAGAGCUGCCAUAUGCUUGGGGAUAGCUCGAGGUCUCGCUUAUCUCCACGAAGAGCUAGUGCCGCAUAUUGUUCACCGAGACAUCAAAGCAAGUAACAUACUCCUUGACAAAGAUCUCAACCCGAAAAUUGGGGACUUCGGGUUGGCCAAACUCUUUCCGGAUGACAUCACUCAUAUCAGCACGAGAAUUGCAGGAACCACCGGUUAUUUAGCGCCAGAAUAUGCACUUGGCGGCCAAUUAACCAAGAAGGCUGACGUCUACAGUUUCGGCAUCCUACUCCUGGAGAUAAUCAGCGGCAGAAGCAGCUCAAAGGCCAGCUGGGGAGGGACGGAGAAGCUCCUUCUAGAACAGGCAUGGCAGCUCUACGAGGAAGGCAGGCUCCUGGAGCUGGUGGACGCCGAGAUGGGGGGAUUCGACGACGAAGAAGCCGUGGUGAGACACAUGAAAGUAGCCUUCUUCUGCACACAAGCCACCGCGAACAGAAGGCCGUCGAUGAGCCAGGUCGUGGAAAUGCUGUCCACGAGCACGCGGCUCAACGACAAGCUGCUCACGGCGCCUGGGGUUUUCCAGGACUCGUCGGACGGGGUCGGUGCUGGUGGAGCUUGUGUAAAUAAGAGGUCAACUGCACAGUCUUCCAGCAACCAUAGUUCCUCCGUUCCUGUGACCAUUACUGAAGUCACCCCUAGAUGAAAGAUCAUGAGAAAUCUGCAGGCAAUCACUCUAGCCCUUUCUUUUCCUUCUUAGUUUGUGCAAAGAUCACAAUUCUUUCAAGAUUUAAGCCUAUUGAUAGUUGUCAGUAAAGCAUAGUGUUAAGUAGGAUUAUAGCCAUUAGGGUUUGCCAAUCAUCUUCCUUUUCGGGAGGCUUGUAAUGGCAAAGCGUAGAUAAUGGGGAAAGCUAUAAUGGAGAUUUGGUAUUAAGAUUUGUCUUAAAGUUGAAAGCGUCCACUCACUUACCCACCACCACCAACUGAUUUUUCUCCUUUUUUUUUCUUCUCUCCGUUACGUGUGGACUAAGCUUGUUUGGAUGUGUGUGAUUUGCUGAGAUUGUGAUGAUUGGCUGUAGAAUUGUCUGAAAAAGCCUCAUUAGGCUACGUUAGAAUUCAGGAGAGGAAAUACUAGGAAG
Linum tenue is the source of this 1877-nucleotide messenger RNA. The record is from the annotation of a GenBank genome assembly. NCBI's taxonomy places the organism in Eukaryota, Viridiplantae, Streptophyta, Magnoliopsida, Malpighiales, Linaceae.